Molecule: messenger RNA, 2413 nt
Organism: Vigna unguiculata (cowpea)
Lineage: Eukaryota; Viridiplantae; Streptophyta; Magnoliopsida; Fabales; Fabaceae
Product: hydroxyproline O-galactosyltransferase GALT5-like
Cellular component (GO): Golgi membrane
Molecular function (GO): hydroxyproline O-galactosyltransferase activity; carbohydrate binding
Source: RefSeq, a predicted model, not a curated record
AUUCCUUUCCUCUUUACGGCUAAGCUUCCAUUCCAAAGCCCUUGUUGAUGCAUUGAACGAUACUCUAAAAGGGAAAUUUUCCAUUUGUUCUUUCUGAGUAGAACUCAGCAAUAACUUCAUUCUCCCCUGGUUAGUUGAUGCAAAAGUUUGAGAAUUUUUAAGACAAUGAAGAGGGUGAAGAAGCUACAACAAUUGUUACUCCUUUCUUAUAGGCCUAAACCUCUUCAAAUUUUCAUGGCCAUGAUGUUUCUCUAUUUGCUCUUCACCACUUUCGAAAUCGAAACUUCUCUUGCUUUCAAGACCAGGUUUGUGUCAGUGUCCUCCUUGCUGGGGACUGAACACGAAUACACCCAUCUCAGCGAGGCCUCAAACUUUCCCUCACAAGGGGUGUUCCAAGGUUCAGUGCAUCGGAAAGCUUCUACCUUGAGUUUUAUUGAGGUUUUGAACUACAGUAGUGUUGCUAAAAACGAGGUUUCUGAACUCCACAAGGCUGCUAAGCAUGCUUGGUUUGAAGGGAAGAGGCUUUGGGAAGAAGUGGAGAGUGUGACGAAAAUCGAGAAUGUGACAAGGUUCAAGGCUGAGAACCUUUCUGAUUCGUGCCAGCAUUCAAUUUCUUUAUCUGGUUCUGAAUUGAGGGGGGAGAAAGGGGUCACGGUGAUGAUGCUUCCUUGUGGGUUGACAUUGGGGUCUCAUGUUACUGUCGUGGGGACCCCUCGUUGGGCUCACUGGGAGGACGAUCCUAAGAUAUCCGUGGUGAAGGAACGGGAGGGGAAGGUGAUGGUGUCGCAGUUCAUGAUGGAGUUUCAGGGUUUGAAGAGUGUGGACAAGGAAGACCCUCCCAGGAUACUACAUUUCAACCCCAGGUUGAAGGGGGAUUACAGUGGGAAGCCUGUUAUCGAGCAGAACACUUGUUACAGAAUGCAGUGGGGUUCUGCUCUCAGGUGUGAGGGAUGGAAAUCCCGGGCUGAUGAGGAUACUGUUGAUGAACAGGUGAAAUGUGAAAAGUGGAUUCGUGAUGAUGAUAGCCGCACAGAAGAGGCAAAGGCAACAUGGUGGUUAACCAGACUGAUAGGGCGAACUAAGAAGGUGGCUGUAGAUUGGCCAUACCCUUUUGUUGAGGGGAGAUUAUUUGUUCUAACCGUAAGUGCUGGAUUGGAAGGUUACCAUGUUAAUGUGGAUGGAAGGCAUGUGACAUCUUUUCCCUAUCGCACGGGCUUUUCUCUUGAGGAUGCGACUGGUCUAUCCAUAAAAGGGGAUGUUGAUGUGCACUCUAUAUUUGCAGCUUCUUUACCUACAUCACAUCCAAGUUUUGCUCCACAAAUGCAUCUUGAAUUACUUCCUCAGUGGAAAGCUCCAUUGCUUCUUCAUGCAAAUGUAGAGCUUUUCAUUGGAAUACUUUCUGCUGGCAACCAUUUUGCUGAACGGAUGGCAGUGAGGAAAUCAUGGAUGCAACAUAAACUAGUCAAAUCUUCAAAUGUCGUGGCUCGCUUCUUUGUUGCCUUGCAUGGAAGGAAAGAUUUAAAUGUGGAGAUAAAGAAAGAAGCUGAUUAUUUUGGCGACAUUGUUAUUGUCCCUUACAUGGAUCAUUAUGACCUGGUUGUGUUGAAGACAAUAGCUAUCACUGAAUAUGGGAUUCGAGUGGCCGCCAAGUAUAUCAUGAAGUGCGAUGAUGACACAUUUGUGAGAGUUGAUUCUAUGAUAAGCGAAGUAAGAAAAGUAAGAAAUGGUAGAAGUCUGUAUAUUGGAAAUAUGAAUUUUCACCACAAGCCUCUACGUAAUGGCAAAUGGGCAGUAACAUAUGAGGAAUGGUCAAAGGAAGAGUAUCCUACCUAUGCUAAUGGUCCAGGUUAUAUAAUCUCUUCAGACAUUGCUCACUUCAUUGUAUCCAACUUUGAGAAUCACAAAUUAAAAUUAUUUAAAAUGGAGGAUGUGAGCAUGGGAAUGUGGGUAGAAGAAUUCAACAGUUCAAUUGCAGUUGAGUAUGUGCACAGCUUGAAGUUCUGCCAAUUUGGUUGCAUUGAAGAUUACUACACUGCACAUUACCAAUCUCCACGACAAAUGACUUGUAUGUGGCAUAAGUUGCAACACCAGGGAAAACCCUUAUGUUGCAACAUGAGAUAGCCUAUGAUCAUAAUAUUCAUAUUAUAUAUUUGUACAUAGGCACUGAGGACCUUUUUUUUUGGCCUCCACAUAUUCAUUCAUUGUUUUACCUCCUACUUUUCCCCAUUUGGAUUCUCCUAAGUAGAAGGCCUAGGUUUAUCGUAUAAAGUUGAAUACUGCAGCGAUCGCUGAAGGAGCAAACCAAUGAUUUGUGAAUUUGUAAUGUGGUAGACAUUGUAACAGAAGCCAAAUGAAAUGUUUAUUUCUGGUUUGACUUCAUAUUUGGUUUGCCAUACCAGAAUUACUGUGUGAA